AUGGAAAUUGAGAGUGGGGUGAAAAUUCUCAGUAAUGUAAAAGUAUGUCCACCGAUUGCUCUGCCUGUUUUGGAAAAUGAAGCCAAAGAUGAUUCUAAUGAUUCUGAUUAUGAAAUUUUUCCUAAUCCAAAAAGAAAACGAAUACAAAGAGAACUUCGGAUAUGCGUGAGUCCAAUUACUAACAAAAAAUUUGCUUUAUUAGAGAACGCUCAUGCCAUCAAUAUUUUAUCUCCGUCUCACUCAUUACACAAAAAGGAUAAUAAUAUAGAAGAACGUGUACAAUAUAGUGCACACAACGACUUUGUACCUCUCAAAGACCUAAGUGUUACAGUGCCGUCUCCAGCUAUACUCUUAACUCCAACUCAAAAACGUAAUAUUAACGUUUCUUCUCAAAUAUCUACCCCAGAUUCAAUAAGUCGUUUUUGCACAUCAAACAGCAGAUGUCCAUCUUUAGACAACAUUUCUUUAAUGCCUUUGACAGAUGAAACUGAAAUUGUGAACACAAAUAAUUUACAAUGCACGAAUUUAAUAGAAACAAAAGAUGUUAAAAGAACUUUUACUUAUAAAUUUGAGGAAGAAAACGAAGACACUGAUAUAAUUGCUAUCCAGAAAAAUAUCUCACAGAAAAGAACUAAUAAUGAUGUAACUUUAAACACUAACAAUAAUAACAUGAUUACGAUAGAAAAUGGAAUAAAAAAUACUACCACAGAAGAAAUGUUAGCUUUGCCGUUGAAUAAUAAGACACCAGAAAAAAGUUUUGAAAUACAAUUAAUGAUAGAAGAAAGAGGUUACAUAUCUGAAUCUGUAAGUGAAGUUUCAUUUAGUACUACUGACGAAGAAAAUUUAUCAUUUGGAAAAAGCUCUUUAUCAUCGUCAGAAGAUAGUGACGAAUUGGAAGAUGAUGAUGAAUCGAGGAUCGAAAGUGAUUGGUUGCAUUCACAAGAACAAGGCUUUGAAGAAGAACCAUGGGUGGAUAUUACUGACGAAAUACCAGAUUUUGCAGAAAAUACACUUAACUGUAAAAUACUUUUACCUACAGACAAUAAAACACCUAUUGAAAUAUAUGAUUUAUUUGUGACCGAAGAAAUAAUUAAUAAAAUGGUGAAAGAAACGAAUGAUUAUGCAGAGAAGUACUUGGUUGAUAACGCUCAUACAAUUAAACAAAAAUCUCGUGUUAAAGCUUGGAAACCGACCAAUUUCGAAGAAAUGCGUCAAUUUUUUGGACGCGAGCGCGUUGACGCUGAGCUCGACGCCAUGCUGCGCGACGGCAUCAUCGAGUCAAUGGAACACUUCGAUUAG
Molecule: messenger RNA, 1299 nt
Organism: Arctia plantaginis
Lineage: Eukaryota; Metazoa; Arthropoda; Insecta; Lepidoptera; Erebidae
Source: the annotation of a GenBank genome assembly